AUGUCCGGUCUUUACCAUAUCUACAACAUCCUAAUCCUAAUUACUAUUCUCUGUCUAUCACCCACAUGGGCCCAAUCAGUGGAGCCCACCGACCUGACCGUGCCACGAUCCGCCUGGCACGCAAGUGGAGAGAUCACAGACCGUCGAUCACUACAACCCGCAGAGGAAACCACAACAGUGCGCCGACGAACAAUCAUAACAGCAUCAAAUUCCACUUCGACAGGAAUGCCCAAGCCGUUCGACACACUCUCCUACAACUUCGCCAACGCAACCACCUGCAUCGACUUCUUCGCGAAAUGGCGUGCCAACACGACAAUCUCCAAUUGCAACGCCAUCUCCCUCCUCAUCGAGAACUCAAAUGCCUUCUUCCACACCCUUAAUUCAGCCUCCGCCACCUCCCGCAUCCUGGAAACCUCCUGCUCGGCAAAUGUCUCCAAGUGCGCAUCCAUCAUGACCGCUCUCGCGGCCGAUCUACUCAAAUCCGCCAACUGCGGUGACGACUAUGAUAACGGUAACUCCGUCGUCAAGGGCACGUAUCGCGACCUCGUCGCAUACGAACCAAUAUACCGCACCACCUGUCUUACAAACCCAUCGACCCAGAACUACUGCUUCGUCGACGCAGUGUCGAAUUCAAAAAACCCAGAUGACUACAACGUGUACCUCAUGCCGCUGGGUACCCCUCUCACUGUCGGGGAUGUGCCAACUUGUAAUAAGUGCUUGAAAACGACUAUGGAUGUCUUUUCGAGAUGGGCGAGACGAGACGGCCAGUCUCUUGAUUCGACCUAUCUCCCCUCGGCGAAGAUUAUCAAUGCACACUGUGGUGAUGGCUUUGCAUUAACUAAUAUCACUGUUGGCUCGGUGGAUGUCAGGGCUGGGGCGGCUCUUACUGCUCCCUUGCCCAAUCUUGGAAUUGCCACUUUCGUGGCUUUGGUUUUUGGUGUCAUGGCAGGCCUGUUUUGA
This is a messenger RNA of Penicillium psychrosexuale, 960 nucleotides long. RefSeq lists its product as uncharacterized. The transcript has a single exon. The record is from RefSeq and is a predicted model, not a curated record. NCBI's taxonomy places the organism in Eukaryota, Fungi, Ascomycota, Eurotiomycetes, Eurotiales, Aspergillaceae. The coding region runs from base 1 to 960 and encodes 319 amino acids.